AUGGCCUCACAACUGCAGCAAUCAGCGAGCGUAGCGCCUCGGAAUAAACCUUGCGAAGAAAGUCCCUAUGGCAUCUUCGUCGAGGAUGAUCUCAUCGACGACUCGACCGGCAUCGUACCGACAAAGGGACUAGGCAUACCGUUAAGCCUCGAGGAUCGCUUCCUUAGGCGCCUAUCGAAGAUGCUAGGCACCGCAGCGAACAUACGAGAGGCACCCAACGGCAACGCUACAGAUAUUUUCUUGACGAGAGACAAAAUGUCAUCCCGGCCAAACAUUGCGCUCGAUGAAGGACUACGGAAAUUCGUGCGCGAGCUCGAAGAAGGGCUGGCCGCUGUUGCGACGCAUCCGUCUGGGGCGCCACUUGAUCGCGCAUGCUCGGAACUAUGGGAUGUCAUUCUCAUUCACAACUAUAAUAGAGUCGAACAAGUCAUACGACGUAUACAAGAGGGCUUCGAAGAAAACCAGGAUACGUUUGAAGAGCUCGUUACGAGAAUGUUCGGCAUCGAUGACGCUAACGCCAAAGGCUCGAUGAUUGAUCGAGAACUUGGCGAUGAAAUCAUCAGGCUAUCUCACGACGUCCAUGCUUUCGAUGGCUCAAUGAGAGAUUUGAACAAGCUCGUCCAGUUCGCCUCAACUAUGACUAGGGUAAAUCACAAUCUACGGGAUCGGCUACGAUACCUCCUAGAGAAGACUUACUUCGCCAACAAGUUGUUCGACCUCAUCUGCGCCCUCGGCUUUCCCGAACGUGUCUACUGCACCCUGGUCCGGGCUGCUAGAUCUUCGCAGACAUUUAGGAAGGUCAACUUCCACUUGAGGCCUCAGUCGCCGGUAAAGAACGUAUCUUUCACAACUCCUCUGGCGGUUCCGACGCAACCAAACGCCAGCAAGCCCUCCUCGCCACCUCAAAAAGAGAUGUCGAAGCGGAAACAGCGGUACGAAGCGACAGCGACCGAAACAGCAAUUGCAGCACCUAUCUUACCCUCUCCUCUUCCUCCUCUUCCUCCUCCUCCUCAGCCAGCUCUCACCAGCCUCGGUUCGCUGAUGACCGUGGUGCAGCCUUACCUCAAUCAAAAGGAUCGAGGCCUUGCACUCCAUUGCCUGCAGCCCGCAACCAAGCGCGAGACAGCACAACUCGUCGGCACCGUCCUCAGAGAGAGGCUGCUACAGAUGCAGACAGCCGCAUGGUUCAGUUUCGGCUUCGUGACCGCCAAAGAUGAAGAGCAAGAAAGGCAGCUAGCAGGGCUGUACGUCGCAAUAUUGAAGGAGGCCAAAGACCCCGAAGCCGCAUUCCGCGAACUGCAGACUGCCUUGGAAACCAACUCCAUCGUCCAGCUUUUCGACAAGUACGAAUACAGCCAUUUCCGCGACAUAUUCCACUACCUCAAAACCUUUCUCACCACACCACCACACAAGCGCUCCACUGUCUGGCGCCUACGACAGUUUAUUCAAGACCCCGCCGAUGACGACCCGCCUGCAUGUCUCCAGCGCGACUAUGGGUUCAGAUUUUGUCGCCAGCGCGAGGAAGUCCUUCGUCUGAAGGAGAUCUACGUUAACAUCCUGAAGAAGCUGGGCCCGCAGAAGUUGGACAUUGCAUGUCUGAACGGCCGGUUAUCUGAGACGGCGAUGAAAGAAGGCGUUCACGUUGAUCAGAAGGACAGGCGGUUUCUAAAAAAUGACUACGGAUCCCCGUUCCUGGGAGUGGACUGUGAAGGUGGUCUGGAGAACUACCGCGGCCCGUUCUACAGGAAGCCGUUGAAGCUUUAG
Messenger RNA from Alternaria novae-zelandiae, 1764 nucleotides. RefSeq lists its product as uncharacterized. The record is from RefSeq and is a predicted model, not a curated record. The transcript is spliced from 2 exons. NCBI's taxonomy places the organism in Eukaryota, Fungi, Ascomycota, Dothideomycetes, Pleosporales, Pleosporaceae. Bases 1 to 1764 code for a protein of 587 amino acids.